Messenger RNA from Odocoileus virginianus texanus, 3074 nucleotides. RefSeq names its product ring finger protein 217 (gene RNF217). Gene Ontology annotation, biological process: protein polyubiquitination; positive regulation of proteasomal ubiquitin-dependent protein catabolic process; ubiquitin-dependent protein catabolic process. The record is from RefSeq and is a predicted model, not a curated record. Lineage: Eukaryota; Metazoa; Chordata; Mammalia; Artiodactyla; Cervidae. Gene Ontology annotation, cellular component: cytoplasm; ubiquitin ligase complex. Gene Ontology annotation, molecular function: ubiquitin conjugating enzyme binding; ubiquitin protein ligase activity; zinc ion binding.
AUGGGCGAGGAGCAGAGCACGGUGAGCGGCGGCGGCGGGCCCCUGGAGGCGCGGACCCGCGCUGGCGGCGCCGCGGGCCCCCCGGAGCCCCCGAGGCCGCCGGGGCACAGCGCCGGGGUGCCCGGGCCGCGCGCCGCCUCCUCCGAGCCGAGCGGCGGCGGCUGCGGAAGCGACUCCGGUUGCGAGGACGCCGGAGCCCCGGAACCCGCGGGGAGCCGGGGGGCCCCGAGCUGGAGCAAGAGCCGGGCACCCGGGCAGCCCGCGGGACUGGCCCUCCCCGGGCCCCUCAACCCCCAGGCUUUGCAAAAGCAGCUGGCCGAGGAGGAGGAGGAAACGGGGGAGCGAAAAGAGAGAGGGGAUGAACAGCAGGAGGCGCCCCCCGGCGAGGAGCUUGAGCCCCCGGCCCGCGUCCGCGUCGGGGCCCCGGACGGACUGGUCUUGGACGUGCUGGGCCCGCGGCGCCCGCCCCCGGCCAAGAGACAAGUGUUCUGCUCCGUGUUCUGCGUGGAGAACGACCUGCCCGAGGUGCCCUCGGCGGAGCGGCUGUCGCUGCCCGCGUCGCCACCUCGGGCUCCGCCGGUGACCAACCCUCCCGGCACCCCCUCCUCCUUCCCCAGCCCCCAGCUGUCGCUCCCAGCGGACCCCUUGUCCCCCGACGGCGGCAGCAUCGAGCUGGAGUUCUACCUGGCGCCCGAGCCUUUCUCCGUGCCCAGCCUGCUGGGCGCCCCACCCUACUCCGACCUGGGUGGGGUCGGGGAUCCCUAUGCGCCCCUCAUGGUGCUGAUGUGCCGGGUGUGCCUGGAAGACAAGCCCAUCAAGCCCCUGCCUUGCUGCAAGAAGGCCGUGUGCGAGGAGUGCCUCAAAGUCUACCUGAGCUCCCAGGUGCAGCUUGGCCAAGUGGAAAUCAAAUGCCCUAUCACUGAGUGCUUUGAAUUCCUGGAAGAAACAAUGGUUGUCUAUAACCUGACACAUGAAGACUCUAUCAAAUACAAGUACUUCUUGGAACUUGGCCGUAUUGAUGCCAGCACCAAGCCAUGUCCGCAGUGCAAGCACUUUACAACCUUCAAGAAAAAAGGACAUAUUCCCACCCCUUCCAGAUCAGAAAGCAAAUACAAAAUCCAGUGCCCCACUUGCCAAUUCGUCUGGUGUUUUAAGUGCCACUCUCCUUGGCAUGAAGGUGUUAACUGCAAGGAGUACAAGAAAGGAGACAAACUGCUGCGCCACUGGGCCAGCGAGAUUGAGCGCGGGCAGAGGAAUGCCCAGAAGUGUCCGAAGUGCAAGAUCCACAUCCAGAGAACUGAAGGGUGUGACCAUAUGACCUGUUCACAGUGUAACACUAAUUUUUGUUAUCGAUGUGGGGAGAGAUACCGCCAGCUCCGUUUCUUUGGAGACCACACCUCAAACCUCAGUAUAUUUGGAUGCAAAUAUCGCUACCUCCCAGAGAGACCUCACCUAAGGAGAUUAGUGCGAGGGUCAGUCUGUGCUGGAAAAUUGUUCGUUGCACCUCUUAUUCUGGUCUUGGGAUUAGCACUAGGGGCCAUAGCAGUUGUCAUCGGUUUAUUUGUAUUUCCUAUCUAUUGCCUUUGUAAAAAACAGAGAAAACGAUCACGGACAGGAAUGCACUGGUAAAUGCAGAUGAUGUCGUCUGACAGCGCUGGUCUGGGUAAGAACCGCAUAGGAUGAUGCACGUGUCAGAGGGCUGCGCCUUGCAACCGUCUAGAGGAACCUUCUGCCUCCUCUUCGCCCAUGUUCUCUGCCGGCCACAAUGCCUCUAGCUCCAGUGCGUUCCCAACAUGGUAUCCUGUCUUUUCCGUAUACAGAUUGCUGCUUUUACGAAACGGUCACUUUCAUAGACUAUAAACAUCUAUAUCAUAACUCUUCAUGGUUCUUGGAAGAUAAUACUUCAGUUAGAACCAGUUAUCCUCAGAACUGUCUGAGCAUGUGUCUCCUGAGCAUAGCUUAGACUGUCUCUGUCCCUGACUCUCCCUCCAGGCCUUCUUCUGAGACUUGGGGUGAAUAACUCAAGUGCCCCCUGCACCAACGAGCAAGGCCACCUUUCAGAAGAUGGAGGCUCACCACAUGCACCUGUUUUCACCCAUGGCCCAAGCGUAGAAUUCCUUCCUCCUUCAGAUGCUCUAAUUGUUCAAAAUCUCAAUGCCCAAAAAGGAACUAAUGAAACUAAAUGAGAAGAAUCGUAGUUACCGAGGUGUAUACGUGUAGGGGUGUGAAUGUGUGUGUAUAUACAUACCUAUAUUAAAACUAGGUCCAAUACCUUGUUCUUGUCGAGUUCCAUGCCUCUACACUAUUUUUCCAUAUGUUUGUAGACAUGUUUAAAGAUGAUCGUUCCUUUGUGGGCAUAAUUUGGUAAUGUACUGGAUUAAAGUCAGUGUAGACAGCAUGCUAUUUUGAUGUUGACCCUUUCUAUUUCUUGCUGUCUCAGAUGCACACACGGAAAUUUGUGCAGUGUCACUUCAAGGAUUAUCAAACUUUAUAAACUGACAAAACUGAUAGGUUGCUUCUAGGAAAUUCUCGAGACCUAAACAUUCAGUCUUCUUAUCAGAUUUCUUACAUGUUGGCAUACUUGCUUCACUCUAUGGUUAAUUUAAAUGAGUUUGCUGUAGAGAGAACUGCUGAGGCCUUUGAACAUAUCCCCAUUCUGCUAAUUGUUUCACCAACUUGUAAUGAUAGUAAUUAUGCUUUAGAUUAAGCAUAUGGUAUUAAUUAAAACCCCACCCUCUCACCUCUCCUUUCUCUAUUUGUCCCCAAGUUUUCAUAAAAACAAAUACUGUUUUUGAAGGAUUUUUCUUAUAUUUACUGCUUCAAUGCAUAAUAAUGUGUUGGUAUCUUCUUAUGGAGGGGUGACUUGAAACAAAACUUUUUAUGUUCACAGGUUUAUCUAAAACAUAAACUGCUUUUAGAAGAGGAAGGAAAAAAUGAAAAAAAAAUUUUUUUCAUGAUGUUUUACCAAACUGAGAAGUCUUUAAAAGUAAGAAAAGGACAAAUAACUGAAUUGUGUUUUAUUUUGUUUUCAUUAUGAGUAUUCAUCAUUAAAGACCCCUAAGAAGCCUAAAGUU